Oryzias latipes (Japanese medaka) is the source of this 6298-nucleotide messenger RNA. RefSeq names its product Rho guanine nucleotide exchange factor (GEF) 37 (gene arhgef37). NCBI's taxonomy places the organism in Eukaryota, Metazoa, Chordata, Actinopteri, Beloniformes, Adrianichthyidae. The record is from RefSeq and is a predicted model, not a curated record. Gene Ontology annotation, cellular component: cytoplasm. Gene Ontology annotation, molecular function: guanyl-nucleotide exchange factor activity; protein binding.
UCGGGUGCCUUUCAGAAUAAAAGCAGCAGGCGGCGGUCACGUUCAGGUGUGAUGAAGGCAGCUGGAACGUCAACAGGUGAGCGUGUCAGACCGUGAGGAGCCCCGGAGCGUGGCGGCAGGAGAAGAUGGGAGGACACCAGCAUGAUGAGAGGAAAACUUCAAUCCCUGCAGGACUCCGUCUCCCAUGGUGCAUUCUGAUUGGCUGGUGAAACUCCAGUGAGGACUUUUUGGGCCAAGCCCCGCCUGUGCUGCACCAGACUGGGUCCGGACCCGCCAGGACCAGGAGGUUCUGCUGCUGCUGCUGACUCUGCAGAAGUGGAUGUCCUCCUCAUUUAACGCUGUAAAGUAGGCGUUGUUGUGUCGUCUUGGACCGUGAUCUCCAUCAUGGAGGUCCCCCGGAGACUCCAGCCCCCCACUUUGACCCUGACUCUGGCCAACCCAGCCUCAGCCCCGCCCUGUUCGAUAGGAGCCAAACAGAAGUCCUCCAGGAGAAAUGGGAUGAGGCAGAAGAUCCGGUUGGAGAAGGAUGGAGGCCCAGAGCAGCAGCAGGAGGAAAAGGAGGAGGAGCAGGACGCUCCAGCUGAGGAGGUGGUCCGCUCAGAAGAGACCUCCCAACUUCUAGAUGUAAAUCAAGCGCAACGUUCAAGACGGUCUUCGGAGGACAGCUUUUCCGAAGACGCCUUGGUGUCCGAGGAAGAGCUGGCAGAAGAGGCCAGAAGGAAAUCGGAGGCAGAGAAAGCUGCAGCGAGAGAGAGGGAAGCUCAGCGCCAACUGAUGUCCAUCGAGGAGCUGGUCCAGUCGGAGAGGAGCUUCCUGAGAAUGCUGGAGCUAAGCACCGGGGCCAUCAGGAGCAGCCUGCAGAAGCUACAGCCGCCUCCCGCCGGUCUGGACGGCAUGUUCCUCUACACCCAGGAGGUGAUGGACGUCUCCGCGCGUCUCCUCAGCGAGUUGGACCGCUUUCAGCCCGGAGACCCUCGCUUCCUGGAGAACCUCUGCGAGUCCUUCCUCGCUCUCUCCUCCGACAUCGAAGCUGCCUAUAAGGAGUACUUGGCCAACUACAGUCAUGUGACGGUCCUGGAGAACGCCUACAAACAGAAGGAGGCGCUGUGGAAGGAGAUCGUGACCGUCGUGAAGGCCUCGGCCCCGGAGGUCAACGCCUCCUCCCUGAGUUUCUUCCUGGUGAUGCCGGUCCAGCGGAUCGCCCGGUACCCGCUCCUCCUGCAGACCAUCCAGAAACACACCGACCCGUCUCACCCGGCGUGCGCCCUGCUGGAUAAGACCGCUCACACCUCCGUCGCCCUGAACUGCCGCAUCAACGAGUACAAACGCUUCAGAGAAGUCGCUGAUAAAUACAAGAAGACCGAGAACCUGACCAUCAGAGACAAGAUCGUCCGCCUCAACACCCACAGCAUCGCCAAGAAGACGGCGAGGUUCAGCCAGCACAUUAAACACGAAACUGGAAUGGCGCCCAAGGUUGUUGACGAGGAGUUCGACGCUCUGGAGGGUUUCUUUGCCGUUCUGGAUCACGGCAUCCUGCAGCUUCUUGAGAAUGUGGAGACCUACCUGUUCAACCUGCAGGGAUUCCUGGAGUGUCGGACGGAGGAGUUUGACUUUGACAUGGAAGGAGAAAAGUCUGCUGUCAGCUACAAGGAGAUCACCACGGCGCUCCGACAGUGGGUCCUGCCCACCUUUGAGAAGCGCAUGAGGACGCUCAUCCACAAGCCGCUGUGCGCUCUCCGGGACCUCCUGGUGGGCCCGAGGAACCUGAUCAAAAAGAGGUUCCACAAGCUGCUGGACUACGAAGUGAUAGAGGGCAAAGCCAGCCUGAGCUUUGAGGAGCAGGAGGUGGUCAACACCUACAAGACCCUCAACACGUUGCUGCUCAACGAGCUUCCCCGCUUCAACGGCGUGGCCCUGCAGAUGAUCUGGAGCAUGCUGGGGACCUUCAGCUGCCUGCACAAAGACCUGACUGCAGACAUGGAGCAGCUGUUCCAGAGCUUCGCUCAGCAGCUCCCUCACAGCUUUCUCAGCCACGGUGCAUUCUGGGAGUGGGCAGAGUCCGCCGUGCUGGACGGUGCCAGGAGCCUGCAUGCUUUGUGUCAGACGGUGGAGGAAACUCUGAGCGUGCCCGUCGUGCAGCCUCUGAGUCCGACCUCUCAUCGCCGCCUCCAGCAGCUCACAGGAAAACACGGUUCUGGAAAGAUCUACCAGGUGACGAGCUCGGUGGUGGGCAGCCGGGACCUGGACCUGAGCCUGGCCAAGGGGGAGCUGGUGGCCGUCAUCAGCGGGGCCGACACCCGCGGGGACAAGCGGAGGUGGCUGGUUGAUGCAGGAGGCCGGAGAGGCUACGUGGCGUCCUCAAAACUCAUUCGUUAUCACCAGGCGGCAGAGGACCCGCCCCCUUCGCCACACCCGGGUCUGCCUGAGACCGUGUCGGGGAACCGCAGAUACUCGUAUUCCCCCGGCCCCCCGGCGCACACGAGCCAGCCGUGUUUCCAGGUGCUGGCGGCGUACAAUUUCACUGCCAGAGGAAACCACGAGGUUUCUCUUCAGGCCGGCCGACCGGUUCGAGUCCUGGAGCCACACGACAAACGGGGGAACCCUGAAUGGAGCCUGGUGGAGGUGGCGAGCGGCCAGCGGGGCUACGUUCCCUCCAACUACCUGACUCUCAUCCCCUUGGAGGCGGGGCCACCUGCUGGCUUCUACCCGUUCUAGUGAGAGGCCAGAAGCCCGCAGACAAAAGCUGCUGCUUUUAAAUCUGGACCUUGGCAGCUUUGGAAGACAAAAGCUGCAGAUGAAAGGACCAAAAGUUGGUUCUGAAGCAGAAGUCGGACUUUUAGGCUUCACAGCUUUUCCUAACGCAAACGAAAACUAAAAGAUCUUUUUGUUUGAAGCUUUUGCUCAGAUGUGUCCUUUUUCAGGGUGCAUUUAAAAAAAAGAAGCUAUUUUUACCUUUUUUCAAUAUCCGAAACAAACCAGAGGGGAAGCAGAAGCUCCUGGCAAAUUCCUGAAGCUUUAAUGAAGAACAAAAGUGACACGAAACCUUCAAAUGAUGCAGAAACGCUUCUGUUAAGCGGAGAAGUCCUGCAUUCUGGGAAGAGAACGAAAGCGACUGGAUUUCAUCAGAAACACUGGAUGCAAAGGAAGUGACAGAAAAGUUCAAAACCUAAAAACCAUUUUUCAGCAUCUCUGGCAUUUUCUUUAAGUAAAUAUUGGCUUUUACUUUAAAAGAAAUGCAUCUGAAUACUUUAACACUUGGAUUUCUCUAUCAUACGGCACUGAAAUGAGAAAAAAUGGACAAAAUGUGAGAAUAAGGCAAAUCAGCGGAACACUUCACAGAAAUGUCAGGCUGAUCAGACGUUUUCUAUAAAGAUAAAAACCGGAUUCUGGCUUUAUUUUUAUUUUUUGUGUGGGUCUGAGCUGCACCCCCCCCGUCCAGCAGAAGCUGAGAGCUUUUUGUUGUGAGAGAAACAGAAACUGCAGCUUGUUCUGGUUAGAAGGUCGGCGUGUUCCACAGAAAACCGAAUCAGAGAUGAGGGAUCUGGAAUUGAACCGGCUCCCAUCCUUCACCCGGAGGAGCAUCCGGGAGGAAACACCCGACACAAAGAGCCUCCUGCUCUCCUCCUUCCAGCUUUCAUCACAGCGUCACUUUACAGUUUAAAAUGAUCCAGGUGACCUAAUUCUCCAUUAUUUGCACCUGAGGAUGGCUGUUGCCACGGUUACGGCUCAGCAGGCGCAGGUCCCUGUACAGUUUCUUGAAGCGGACGGUCCCGUGAAAACCUAAAAUUAGAGUCGGCCAGCAGCUCCUGCGCUUUACUGACGAUUCGCUUCAUUUCUUUGGCUGAAAAUAUUUCAUUUUCAGGAAAAAGCUCCAAAUGUUGCAGAAAACAUGACAUAUUUGGGUUUCAUGGGCGUUUGGUGGUGGGCUUUGAGGUAUGAGGACAGGAGUAUUAAAAAAUCUUUUAAUUUAGACAUUUAAAAUUAAUUGAAAUGGUUGACGCCUCUAGUGGACUUCAGGAUCUCUGUUUGUGCCAAAUUCUCUUGCACUUGUGAGGUGUAUAAGUCUGAAAAAAGGUCAUAUUGACAUUAUUAUAUAAAUAUAAAAUUUGGGAUAUCUAAAAGCAUUAGGGCCACAUUCAGCUAAAAGAAAUGAACUUUUCUGACCGUAGAGGCUGCUGGCUGUCAGAACCGUUGAAUUUUUAGUCUUGUUUAUUAAAGGAAAUUUAAACUUCAAACUUGCAUGCAGCCUAAGAAAAUCCUUGGAGUCGCACCUUUGAAACCCAGAACUCUUCAGGGUUGGGACACUUUAUUUUUUCUCUCCCCAUGCAGCUUUAACCUUUUUAGAAUAGGAGUAUUUUAUAUUUGAUAUUGGAAGUCUUUGCGGCGCAGCCUGGGGCUGGCCUUUGAUUGCAGAGCAGGGAGGUGCUCAGCUGGAGCGCCUGAAUGUCAGGACGGAGCAGCGCAGCAGGAGGGACGGGGGCUCGGAAACGUCCUCCAGGCGAGUAGAAGAACCGCCCGUCCAAUCCCUUUUUGUUUACGGACUUAAAUGAGAAACUAGAUGUGUGGAUCUUGUAAAUUAUAAACUGUAUUUAUGAACUGUGGUUUUCAUCUCCACCACUAGAGGGAGAAGGAGACUUUCUCUCUUUAUUUUUGUAAAAUGUGACUUUGUAACUGGAAAAACUGCAUCUUUGCAUUUGAUCUCAGCAUCAUUACCUUCCCAAGUAUUGAUCCAGACUCAUACUGAGAGCCCUGAUUUAGUGUUUAUGUUCACUCGUCUGCUGUGAUGCCGCCAUAGUUAACCCUCUGAUGUUUAAAUGCAUUGAUUUGCUGCAGUUUUGCUUGAUCUGACGCUGCAGUGAUGGAGGGAGGGUCUCUGAGAGGCUGUACAGCUUGUUCUCCCACUCAUGAAGUCGCGCCGCAGAUGGAUGUCUGCAGCCGCAGAAUUUGUCAGAGCAGCUGUGAUCCAGCUUCAGUAAACCUCAGCCUGAUCCCCGUCUGCUCGCCUCGUUUCUCACCAGGAGAACCGCAUCUGAUCAGACGAUCAAUAAUCUAAAAGUAUGAACAAGGCUUCAGGUCGGGAUCUUAGAGAUUCUGUGUAAAACAGAAAGCUGCUUUUGAUGUUUACAACUCACCAACACUGAUUGUAAAACUCCAGCACAAGUAAUCAAAUCAAAUCAAUUUUAUUACUAUAGCCCAAAAUCACAACAACAGUCGUCUCGAUGGGCUUCGUAGCGGUAUUUGUAAAGUAAACAUAAAUCAAAACGAUCAUAAAUGCAUAGAAUUCGAUAGAAAAAGUCUAAACUUAACUAACUAAACAGACUAAACUAAACUUGGCAUCCCUGUCCUUAGAUCAGGGGUCGGGAACUUUUGUGGCCAAGAGAGCCAUGAACGCCACGUUUUUAAAUGUGAUUUCCUGAGAGCAAUGCAAUAUGUUUAAAACUAAAAGUACAAGUGAAUGUGUGCAUUGUAUGUCAUUUCAACACUUUAAAAGUACAGUAAGUUUGUGGAUUCUUUUUUAAUAAUAUUGUUAUUGUAGCGGAUUGAGUUCCGGAGUUCAUUGAACGCAUCAAGCAGAGAUGCUGGUUGGCCCUCAGUCCUGUCGCUCGGCCUGCCGUUGGGGAGUUUGGACCAAUGGGGUUCAGUUAUGGGCCGAAUAAGGGAAAUAGGAGGGCUGAAGUGGGAGCAGGGGGGAAAAAGGGGGGGGGGGGGGGGCAUCUGCCGGGACGGCAAUUCACAAGAUUCAGGCUGUUACAGAUUUGGGGUUUUGAUGCGCAAUACAUUAGGGCGCUGAUAUGUUACAAACUGGCAUCGCAUCACGCCCGAGAAGGACUGGUCUAAUGAAACUUUUUUUUUUUUUUUAAACAAGUAAAGAUUUGUCUGUGAGCCAGAUGUGGCUCACAAGCCAUAGGUUUCCGACCCCUACCUCAGAACCCCCUUCUCUGUAAGGAAGAACUCCUGAAAAAACGGAUUCCGGAAAAAAAGAAGAAACCUCAGGGGUGUCCACAUGAAGGAGGGAUCCUCCCCCAGGACGGACAGGGGAUGUACCAGAACUCUUUGAGAAGAAUUAACUUAUCCAACUCUACAACUACAUAUUUAAAGUCCAGCAGACGAUCUUCAUCCAGAUGGUUCAGUGUUACUACAGGCAGUACAUGCAUAAGUCUGCUGUAAGAUAUUUGAUAUUUUCAUGUACACAGUGUACAUCCGAUUCCCAACCAACACAAAGUUGUACAUACACUGCACACAAAACAACUGAAGAAUUGACUGUAUCCAAGUCACAGUAAUAAACUCAUAAAAACGA